Molecule: messenger RNA, 164 nt
Organism: Dentiscutata erythropus
Lineage: Eukaryota; Fungi; Glomeromycota; Glomeromycetes; Diversisporales; Gigasporaceae
Source: the annotation of a GenBank genome assembly
GUGAUCUUGAUACACCGCCUAAUGAGAAUAACGACCCAAUGAGCUCUGGAAUAUCCGAACAAGAAGAUAAUAUUACCAUUCAAAUAUAUAAUAAUGAUGAAAUUACCGAGGAAACCCCUUUGAUUACAGAUAAAGAUCAACAAGAAUCCUCAAAAUGGCUAUAG